GUGCUAUAUCCAAAACGUACAAAAUUUCGUAAAUAUCAAAAAGGCAGAUUUAAGGGUUGCAAAGCAGACGGUACACAACUUUGUUUCGGAAAAUAUGGCAUGAAAAGUUGUGAAGCUGGUCGUAUCUCAUAUCAAGCAAUUGAAGCGGCGCGUCGUGCUAUAAGCAGAGAAUUUCGAAGAAAUGGUCAAAUAUGGGUAAGAGUUUUCGCAGAUAUUCCUAUUACCAGUAAACCCACCGAAGUCAGAAUGGGAAAAGGAAAAGGGAAUUCUACAGGUUGGAUUGCUCGUGUGGUAGAGGGACAAAUCUUAUUUGAAAUGGAUGGUGUGAGUUUGUCAAAUGCGCAACAAGCUGCCACAUUAGCAGCGCAUAAACUAUGUUUGUCAACCAAGUUUGUUCAAUGGUUUUAA
Molecule: messenger RNA, 408 nt
Organism: Physcomitrium patens
Lineage: Eukaryota; Viridiplantae; Streptophyta; Bryopsida; Funariales; Funariaceae
Source: the annotation of a RefSeq genome assembly